AUGUCCGCAAGCGUCGCGCAGAAGCGCCUGUUCCACGAAUACAAGAAUCUAUCCACCAAUCCGCCAGAGGGGAUCACCGCGGGCCCCGUCAACGAAGAUGACAUGUUCCACUGGGAGGCCCUGAUCCAGGGGCCUGAGGGCACGCCGUUCGAGGGGGGCGUCUUUGCGGCAGAGCUGAAGUUUCCAAAGGACUAUCCACUGAGUCCGCCAACGAUGAAAUUCGUGGGAGGCGGUGUCUGGCAUCCGAAUGUAUAUCCCAACGGCACCGUCUGCAUUUCCAUCCUGCACCCUCCGGGUGAUGAUCCAAACCACUAUGAGCAUGCCUCGGAACGGUGGUCACCCAUCCAGAGCGUCGAGAAGAUCCUGAUCUCCGUCAUGAGCAUGUUGGCGGAGCCCAACGAUGAGAGUCCUGCCAACGUGGAGGCCGCCAAGAUGUGGCGUGAGCGACGAAGCGAGUAUGAGAAGAGGGUCCGGGAGGAAGUCAGACGGGGGUUGGGUUUGUGA
Messenger RNA from Rasamsonia emersonii CBS 393.64, 504 nucleotides. Its product is annotated as Ubiquitin--protein ligase. Gene Ontology annotation, cellular component: cytosol; endoplasmic reticulum. The transcript has 2 exons. Bases 1 to 504 code for a protein of 167 amino acids. The record is from RefSeq and is a predicted model, not a curated record. NCBI's taxonomy places the organism in Eukaryota, Fungi, Ascomycota, Eurotiomycetes, Eurotiales, Trichocomaceae.